Molecule: messenger RNA, 1603 nt
Organism: Sphaerulina musiva SO2202
Lineage: Eukaryota; Fungi; Ascomycota; Dothideomycetes; Mycosphaerellales; Mycosphaerellaceae
Product: tRNA guanosine-2'-O-methyltransferase
Exons: 4
Coding region: 19-1392 (457 amino acids)
Biological process (GO): methylation
Cellular component (GO): cytoplasm
Molecular function (GO): nucleic acid binding
Source: RefSeq, a predicted model, not a curated record
CUCAUCCGCUUCAGGCAGAUGCACGAGACAUUUCGACAACCCGAGAUAGAAGCACUGGCAGAGUUGAACAAGUUCACGGUAGAAUGGCUUUCGUACUCCGAUCAUUCGCCCUUCGCCAUCGUUCGCUUUUCUGAUAACAUCAGCCCCGACUCUGCAGCUCAAGCACUAACUACACGUUCGAUACUACUAUGGAGUGUUCACGAGCUCUGGGGCGAGGGAACCAGCUAUCCCCUCCUCCAUACGGACAUUCAGUCGCGAACUUCUCAUCUAUGGUCGGCAUACCGAGAGCCGUCUUUUCGUUUCGUCGUCGACAGCCACCAGCAUAGCCGUCCCACAGCAGAACAACGCGCCAUCUUCGAAGAGCUGGGCUACCUAGACUUUCAAGGACCCAUUGUCAUGAAGAACCCCGAACAUCUCUUCACCGUCUUCGAGGAAUACCCUUUGCACACCACCGUGCCGAAACGUCUCUUCUUUGGCCGAUGUCUUUCCGAAAGUAAAGGCAAAGCAGUGGUGAAAUACAAUCUGAAGAAACGCACGUACAUUGCCACGACGUCGAUGGAUGCGGAAUUGUCCCUCAUCACUGCCAAUAUUGCACUCUGUCGCCCGGGAAGUCUCGCCUAUGAUCCAUUCAUGGGCACCGGCUCAUUCCCGCUCGCAGCAGCACAUUUUGGAUCUACCGUCUUCGGAUCCGACCUAGAUGGGAGAAGCAUUCGAGGGAAAAAAGGUCGGAAUGUUGCGGCCAAUUUCAUCCAGUAUGGGACUUCUGCUCAAUACUUGGGAGGAUUUGCCGCCGACCUCACAAACACGCCUUUGAAGCAGGGGAGAUUCUUGGACGCCAUCUUGUGCGAUCCACCGUAUGGUGUGAGAGAAGGCUUGAAAGUGCUAGGGAGCACCAAGGACUAUCUGCAGCGCGAGGUGGUACUAAAGAAUGGAAUGCUGGCUCAUUUGAAGGAAGACUAUAUUCCUCCCAGAAAAGCGUAUAGCUUCGUGAGGAUGCUAGACGAUAUCCUCGACUUCAGUGCCAACAUGCUCGUCAAUGACGGGAGACUCAGUAUGUGGAUUCCCGUCGCUGGCGCCGUAGAAGGAGAUCUGGACCACGAGAACGAGGGCGAGGGCGAGGUCAAGGAUGAAGAAAACGUGCAAGAAUACGUGAUACCACAGCAUCCAGCAUUAGUCCUGGUGAGCCAAUGUCGACAAGAUUUCAACAAAUGGUCACGACGUCUACUCACAUAUCGAAGACUUCACGACAACCAAGUCGACGCUCACGCCUUGGCUACAUACCAGAUGCGAAGAUUACAAAUUCACGAGGAAAGUAGCACAGGCACCGCUGAUGAUCUGAAUGCUUUCCGGAGACAGUAUUUUCAAGGCUUCAAGGAACCGCCGCGAACGUGACUUGUACAUCAUACAAGUCUUUAGGAUGCCACGCAUCCCAGGGUGAAGUCAUCAGCGUCGUGGGUAGCUCUGGCUCUUAUGGCUCGUGGCAAUCCGAGAAAAAAAAUUCCAAAUCAUGUUGGAACUUGUCAAGGAGGAGUUUAUCCAUCAGGUAGACAUUCAGUACUUCCAACAUAACUGGGCAAUUGUGCACAUGCACAUGCCAGUCAAC